AUGGUUUAUGGAAAGGAAUAUACCGAAAAAACAAGGCGAAGCGAAAUGCAGGCGAGUUUCAGCGUUGAAAGUUAUUCAUCCGAGAGCGGUAGCGACGGAGAAAUAGGUAAAACAAGUUUAACUGAUACGAGAAAACCUGACCACUCACAAAGAACAAAAACCAGUUUUCACCGGCUUAUAAACCAGAUGGGUUCAAGCACAAGAAAACUAGAGGAAGAAACUUCAGGGCUUCUACGCGACUUGGUAAGAUUUGUAUAGAAGGAAACUGAUCAAAAUUCAUCAAAAACGUUCCUAAGUUUCAUUUAUUAAGGUGCUGAAAAAUUAAUAGUACCACGAGGGGGCCUCAAAGACUGGGUUCCAUUUGAGAACUGGCCACUACAAGGAUUUCGGCCACGAAAUCAAAAGCUUGUACAUGUCCUUAUAAAUAUUUCUUAGAAAUAUAGUUUGAGUCAGCUUCCUACAGCCAACCAGCUGCUUCUGUCUGACAGAAGGCAGGAGAAAAGAUAAUAGGCUGUGUUUCAAAAAUAUACUGUUAGUAGUUGUACAGACUAUGUCGAAUUCUAAAAAUAAAAAAAAACGGGUGCAGGGCAUAUUUGGAGUUUAUAGAUACACAAUUUAGGAUUUAGAAAUUUAAAACGUUUUGGAUUAAAUAGUUAAAAAUGUCUCCAAUAACAGCACGGGAAACAAUAAGAUAUAAAAAAGGCAAUUUCGUGAGAAUUGGGUACCGUUUAGACAAAGUCAGUAUCUGAUUAUUAACGUCGUUUUCGUCGCAAGACUAGGUGCUUAAUUACCACAUAGGAAAACUCCAAUUAUAACAGACAAUGCAAAACACGAAGUUUCAAAAUCUUUAAUCAAAACAUUUUCUUUCGGGAGUUACUAAAACAAUCACACAACAGGUAUUUUCGGUAUCAAAUUAAAAACAACUUUUUGUCGUGUUUUUUCUUUUAGUUCUGAACAUACCGUGACUUAUCUUUUAGUAGUAAUUGUAAAAGACAUCUGAUUAAUGGGCAACAUCGAGUUAUAAUUACUUUUCCCGCGUAAUUUUAGCUCUUGGAAAGAAAUGUCUGCGGGACUAUUCUAUGUUUUUGACAUUUCACCAUGACAUUGUUUUUCUUUUAAUUGCCAGCAUUGUUAUAAAUAAUGUUUCCACUAUCACUUGCACGCAGUGUUUCUCAAAAUAAAGUUUUCAAUUUCAGUCCAAAAUUGUGUUUUUAACUCCCAACUUGAACGAAAGAGAAUCGAAUUUUCAUUUGACGACAUCAAGUUUACUUGUUCCUGAGCUUGUUUUAAAAUUAUCAACAACAUGUUCAGUAUUGUUCCCGACUUCAGAGCUGUGUCGAUAUUGCUUUCUAGCUUAAAAUCUAUUCCAAAACUGUCUUUUUAAUAUAAAAACUUUAAAGCGACAUCGCAGUCAUUGUUCCUAACAUAAUGAUUUCGAUAAAAGCAUGUUCAGCAUGUUGACCAUGUUCUAUUGUUUCUUUCAUAAUCUCUUUAUUUUCUUCACAGGAUUCUCUUCGCUCGCAGAACCUAAGCACAGGCAGACGACUUCAGCGACUUGAAAAAGUCUCAGACGCCAUGAAAGGACAAAUGGAGGCUUUUACUGUCAAACAGGGCAGCAAGCCAACGACGUCCUUAUAG
This is a messenger RNA of Porites evermanni, 1638 nucleotides long. NCBI's taxonomy places the organism in Eukaryota, Metazoa, Cnidaria, Anthozoa, Scleractinia, Poritidae. The record is from the annotation of a GenBank genome assembly.